Molecule: messenger RNA, 1124 nt
Organism: Malania oleifera
Lineage: Eukaryota; Viridiplantae; Streptophyta; Magnoliopsida; Santalales; Ximeniaceae
Exons: 3
Coding region: 54-908 (284 amino acids)
Source: RefSeq, a predicted model, not a curated record
CACUUUCAGGACAAAGAAGAGAGGAGAAGCGUGCGAAAGGAAAGGCGAAGACAAUGGCAAAACAAUCAGUGGCGAGUCACUUGGAGCCAUGGCGAAACUUGGAGGGCAAGGUGGUGAUGGUCACCGGAGCCUCGUCAGGCCUCGGCCGUGACUUUUGUCUUAACCUUGCUAGAGCUGGUUGCCAGAUUGUGGCUGCUGCCCGCCGAGUGGACCGCGUCAGGUCUCUUUGCGACCAGAUCAACCACCUCUCUUCUUCUUCGUCUUCUUCGCCGACUGUGCGAGCCGUCGCUAUCGAGCUCGACAUCACCGCUGAUGGUCCUGACAUCGAGGCCUCCGUUCAGAAGGCUUGGGAGGCGUUUGGUCGUAUCGAUGUCUUGGUUAAUAAUGCCGGUGUUAGGGGCACUGUGAAGUCUCCAGUGGAUAUAUCUGAGGAAGAAUGGAAUGGUACUGUCAAAACAAACUUAACAGGAUCAUGGAUGGUAUCAAAGUAUGUGUGCUUAAGAAUGCGUGAUAUGAGUCAAGGGGGAUCCAUCAUCAACAUUUCUUCUAUUUCUGGCCUUAAUCGGGGGCAUUUGCCUGGAUCUGUUGCCUAUGAUUCUUCAAAGGCAGGCUUAAUUACCAUGACAAAGGUAAUGGCGUUGGAAUUAGGGAAGCACAAAAUUAGAGUGAAUUCAAUAGCCCCUGGAUUGUUUAAAUCUGAGAUAACAGAGGGUCUUAUAAAGAAAGAUUGGAUAAACAAGGUGGCUAUGAGAACCGUGCCCUUGAUGACAUUUGGGUCAGCAGACCCUGCAUUGACAUCACUGGUUCGGUAUUUGAUCCAUCACUCUUCAGAAUAUGUGUCCGGAAAUGUUUUUAUUGUCGAUGCAGGUGCCACCCUCCCUGGUGUACCCCUAUUUUCUUCCCUCUAAUAUUCCUAGCUGUGUUGUGUUUUUCUAGUUGAGCAUUGUGAGUUGAAACAUGAGAAUCUAUUUAUAUGCUAUAGGCUUUUGCAAUUGUUAGAACUUCAAGAGAUAAUUGAGGCAUGUAUGAUGCAGAUGGAUGGGCUCUGUUGUGCUUCCAAUGUCUAUCUAUUUGAGUUCUACGUGAAACAAUUUAAAAAUAAAAAAACAAAGUUGUUCCCAUGA